This is a messenger RNA of Osmerus eperlanus (European smelt), 2992 nucleotides long. RefSeq names its product PRP3 pre-mRNA processing factor 3 homolog (yeast) (gene prpf3). The transcript is spliced from 17 exons. The record is from RefSeq and is a predicted model, not a curated record. Lineage: Eukaryota; Metazoa; Chordata; Actinopteri; Osmeriformes; Osmeridae. Gene Ontology annotation, cellular component: U4/U6 x U5 tri-snRNP complex. Bases 181 to 2319 code for a protein of 712 amino acids. Gene Ontology annotation, biological process: mRNA splicing, via spliceosome.
GGGGAUUUCUAAUAGAAUGAAGAAGCCAAGCACUUCUCGUUCCGGGUCGCUGUUCUAAACGUCGUGCGAACGCCGCAAGUGAGAAAGUUUUACAUUUGAUGCACAGAGCAAACUUGUGUCGUUACACGUUUUCGGACAUUCUGUUUUUUUACCACAAGUUGCGAAGAAAGGAGUUGCUAGAUGUCGCUUCCCAAGCGGGAGGUGGAGGAGCUCCGGCCAUGGGUGGAGCGGACCGUGAAGAAGGUGUUGGGUUUCUCGGAGCCCACCGUGGUCACUGCGGCGCUGCACUGCGUAGGAAAGGGCCUGGAUAAGAGGAAAACCACAGAUCAGCUGAGGCCAUUCCUGGACGAGUCGGCGGGUGGUUUUGUGGAGAGGCUGUUCGAAGCGUUGGAGGAGAGCCGCAUCGCUCGUGGCAACAAGGGAGCGGGAGAAAGGAACCGGAAAAGAGACCUAAAGGAUGUGUUUGGGGACGAGGUGGAGGUGACGGUUGGUCGAGAGGUGGCUGAGGUGGUGGAGGGAGCGCCCGUCAAGAGGAAACGCGUUCCUCGUUUUGAGGAGGUGGAGGAGCCAGAGGUCAUACCUGGACCCCCUGCAGAGAGCCCGGGCAUGCUCACCAAGAUGCAGAUCAAACAGAUGAUGGAGGCAGCUACCAAACAGAUAGAGGAGAGGAAAAAGCAGCUCAGCUUCUCUGGUCCCGUCCCAAACUCACCGAGACUGCCCUUGCCCUCGCCCCAGACAGACCUCCCAGCCUCGCGCCUGCUCUCCGCUCCCUCCGCCCCUUCCUCUGGUGCCUCCCAGUCCAUCCCCCCCUCCCAGGCGGCCACGUUCAUGAACGACGCCAUCGAGAAGGCGCGCAAGGCUGCGGAGCUGCAGGCCCGGAUCCAAUCCCAGCUGGUGAUGAAGCCGGGCAUCCUGGGAGCCCUGGGCAGCACGGGACCUCAUAACCUGGUGGCGCUCGCCAACCUGCACGCCAUGGGCAUCGCUCCUCCGAAGGUGGAGGUUAAGGAGGUGAACAAGCCCACCCCGCUCAUCCUGGACGAGCUGGGCCGAACGGUGGACGCCAGCGGCAAGGAGGUGGAGCUCACACACCGCAUGCCGACUCUUAAAGCCAACAUCCGAGCGGUAAAAAGGGAGCAGUUCCGUCAGCAGCUGAAGGAGAAGCCGGGAGACGACCUGGAGUCCACCUCCUACUUUGACCAGAGGGUCACACUGACCCCAGCCCAGCGACCCCGCAAGGGCUUCAAGUUCCACGAGCAGGGUCGCUUUGAGAAGAUCGCCCAGAGGAUCCGAACCAAGGCUCAGUUGGAGAAACUGCAGACAGAGAUCGCUCAGGCUGCUAAGAAGACUGGCAUCCAGGCGUCCACCAAGCUGGCUCUCAUCGCCCCCAAGAAGGAGCUUGGCGAUGGGGAGGUGCCCAGCAUCGAGUGGUGGGACUCCUACAUCCUUCCCUCCAACAUAGACUUGUUAUCUCUCAGAUCCAAAGAGAUAUCGUUUGUCAACAUGGAGUUGUUCGGGGUCACCAACCUGGUGGAGCACCCUGCUCAGAUCAGCCCCCCAGUGGACACAGACAAGCCGGUGACCCUGGGAGUUUACCUGACCAAGAAGGAGCAGAAGAAGUUGAGGAGACAGACCCGCAGGGAGGCCCAGAAGGAGCUGCAGGAGAAGGUCCGCCUGGGCCUCAUGCCCCCUCCAGAGCCCAAAGUGCGUAUCUCCAACCUGAUGAGAGUGUUGGGAACCGAGGCAGUGCAGGACCCCACGAAGGUGGAGGCCCACGUCAGAGCACAGAUGGCCAAGAGACAGAAGGCUCACGAGGAGGCGAAUGCGGCUCGUAAGCUCACAGCAGAGCAGAGGAAGGAGAAGAAGGUCAAGAAGCUCAAGGAGGAUCUCACUCACGGGGUUCACAUCGCUGUGUUCAGGAUUCGUAACCUCCACAACCCCGCUAAGAAGUUCAAGGUGGAGGCCAACGCCAACCAGCUGUACCUGACGGGCACCGUGGUGCUGCACCGGGACGUCAACAUCGUGGUGGUGGAGGGAGGUCCCAAAGCCCAGAAGAAGUUUAAAAGACUGAUGCUUCACAGAAUCAAGUGGCCGGAACACAACUCUAAGAGAGAUGACCCAGAUGCUGACGACGACACGAAGAGGAACAACAGAUGCUCUCUGGUCUGGGAGGGCACAGCUAAGGAGCGGAGUUUUGGAGAAGUGAAGUUCAAGCAGUGUCCCACAGAGAACAUGGCCAGAGAACACUUUAAGAAACACGGAACCGAGCACUACUGGGACCAGGCCCUCAGCCAGAGUGUGUUGGAGAGCACAGACGACUGAAGAACGGGUCACAGGCUGAGGGUUCAGAGGUCAACCUGCCCCCUCCUUCAUGCCCCACCCCAACGGCCAACUGCUUGUCCUUGUUGAUUGACAGCUUUUUAACAGGUGGAUUUUUAAAAAGCAUGGAAAUGGAAGAUAACGUGUAGAGAGAGAGAGAGGGAGACUGGUGUGAAUGUGAGGCUUGCAGUUCUCAUCAAGAGUGACUGUCCAGUUGGUCGGUUGUCAGUAUUUAGACUAUCCAACAGAUUACACUCUGUUAAUAAGUAGCCUGCUUUUGCUUAAUUUGAACACAGUUAAACUUCAGCGCUGGCUGACAGUCCUGUCGUAUUGAAAUGUUACUCUAGUGUACCUCACACAAAACAUUUUCCAACCGGUGUUUCAAAGUCAUGUUUUUCCCAAAAUAUAUAAUGUGUACGAAUACAAAUAUUCUGCACUGUUCUGCUGAAAUAACGGGUGAACUUGUUAGGAUGAAUCGUUUGCUCUUGGCCUCCCUGAUGUAAAUUAGUAACAACCACCUAUUGUUGCGAUCAACAUUUUGAUUUGUUCUUUUUCUUUUUUUUCGUUUACAGAAAUGUUCUGUUCAGACUGCAUAUAUUGUGUCAGGUGUGUUACUGUAUAAGUGUACAUAGGCUGGCGAUGAAAACAUACAGAACAAUAAACUUUUGACCGGGAA